GAGGUCGCUCAUUCACUGUCCGUCCUUGCCUGGUGAACACGCAGCCUGCCCCCCCGACCAGACGGGACAGAAGCAGCAGCAGCAGCAUGUCGGACCAGUCGGCCUUCGACACGGACGUAUGGACCCUGACCCGGUUCAUCCUGGAGACCGGGCGCCAGGCCAAGGGAGCGACCGGUGAGCUGACCCAACUCAUCACCGCCAUCCUGACGGCCAUCAAAGCCAUUUCCUCCGCUGUGCGCAAGGCAGGCCUGGCCCACCUGCAGGGCAUGGCGGGCUCCGUGAACGUGACGGGGGACGAUCAGAAGAAGCUGGACGUGCUGUCCAACGACCUGGUCAUCAACAUGCUGCAGGCCUCCUACGGGACCUGCUGCCUGGUGUCUGAGGAGAACGAGGAGCUGGUCAUCACGCCCAAAGACAAGAGGGGAAAGUACGUUGUGUGUUUCGACCCCCUGGACGGCUCCAGUAACAUCGACUGCUUGGCCUCCAUCGGCACCAUAUUUGCCAUUUACAAACGGAUCUCAGAGGGGGAGCCCACAGAGAAAGACGCCCUGCAGCCGGGCAGCAGCAUCGUGUGUGCCGGCUACGCCCUGUACGGCAGCGCCACCCUGGUGGCCCUCAGCACCGGCGCCGGCCUCAACUUCUUCAUGCUGGACCCUGCCAUUGGUGAGUUCAUCCUCAGCGAGAGGAACGUGAAGAUCAAGCCGAAGGGAAAGAUCUACAGCCUGAACGAGGGCUACGCCAAAUACUUCCACCCGUCGAUCAACGAGUACCUGAAGCACAAGAAGUAUCCAGAGGAUGGCAGCUCUCCCUACGGGGCUCGAUAUGUGGGCUCCAUGGUCUCAGACGUUCACCGCACCAUCGCCUACGGAGGAAUCUUCAUGUACCCGGCCAAUGAGAAGAGCCCGAAGGGAAAGCUGCGGCUGCUGUACGAGUGCAACCCCAUCGCCUUCCUCGUGGAGCAGGCGGGGGGGCUCGCCACCACCGGCACCCAGCGGGUCCUGGACGUCCAGCCCCAGGCGCUCCACCAGCGGGUGCCCUUCGUGGUCGGCUCCUGUGACGACGUCAACGAGUACCUGUCCUUUGUCAAGAAGUUCCCAUGAAGGCUUUUACACACUUUACUGUCAGCAGACAUCAAAAUAUAAAUAAUUAGUUUCAAACUGCAAAUUGUUGAAGAAUUCAUCAUAUUACUCAUCAUAUUGUAUAUAAACAUUAAACCUACACUAUUUUCCACAAGACAAGAGUUCUUCUUU
Messenger RNA from Platichthys flesus (European flounder), 1250 nucleotides. RefSeq names its product fructose-1,6-bisphosphatase 2 (gene fbp2). The transcript has 7 exons. The coding region runs from base 87 to 1100 and encodes 337 amino acids. Gene Ontology annotation, cellular component: cytosol; cytoplasm. Lineage: Eukaryota; Metazoa; Chordata; Actinopteri; Pleuronectiformes; Pleuronectidae. Gene Ontology annotation, molecular function: fructose 1,6-bisphosphate 1-phosphatase activity. The record is from RefSeq and is a predicted model, not a curated record. Gene Ontology annotation, biological process: sucrose biosynthetic process; fructose 6-phosphate metabolic process; gluconeogenesis.